Molecule: messenger RNA, 1654 nt
Organism: Pantherophis guttatus
Lineage: Eukaryota; Metazoa; Chordata; Lepidosauria; Squamata; Colubridae
Source: RefSeq, a predicted model, not a curated record
GAGGUUCUCCCAAACCCCUGUGAACCCCCAACAGCCCAUCCCUGAUUGUAGGGUUGUAGAUCCCAAGGACCAGAGGGCUCAGAGAACCAUCAUCGGAGGCUGAGGAGGAACUAGGAGGAAUGAUGGAGUGAAGAAGCAGGAAUAGGUGUGUGCCACCUCAAGAAGGUCAACCUAUUAGAAGAUGUCCUGUUUGGGAUCUUCUCCGGCCACGUUGAGGACCUGGUUUCUUGUCUCCUCCAUUGGGCAGAGAUUAUGCUGUCAGAAUGUUGUCAAGAAUGCUGGGCGUGUCACGGAUUCCCAAGACAAAGUCGCUAUGAAGUCAGCAUGGGGAGAAGCCAAGGCUGAGGAAACCAUGACCAGCUAUUCUAACACUUUCCUACUUUUCUCCAUCUUUCUAAGGUCACACCUAUGCCAAGACGACUCCAUGGAGAAGCAGAGAGUCAAGCUAGAUCUCCUCAUUGGCAUUAUGUGUCUGUUCAUGGUCCUCUUGAUCUUUUUGGUCGUUGGGUGCCUCUUGCUCCACUUUAGACUCUUCACUAAAGACAUGCCCUUGAAGGAGGACCUGAAAUCUUACACCAUCCAGACCCACUGUGUGGAGACAAAGUUUGUCCUCGCUCCUUCUCAGACCAACCAGUUGGCUUCUUCUGGAUGGACGGCGCCCGAGAAACCAACAGAGACUGAGUGUAAAGCCCGGAGCUCCACACCGCCGGACCUCACACUCAACCAUAAAAGUGCCAUCAGCUACAUGUAUCAGAGCCAUUCCCCCGAAAGUCUCUACUUGGAUGAAACUGGAAGCAUUUACUCACUGGAGUUUUUCCCGGAUUUGGACAGCUCCUGCUGGAGUGAUUCAAAGGAGUCUCUCAUGUGUAGGAACUCCCAAGAGGAAGAUGGUGAGGGAAGUAACGAAUCAGGAAGCACAAUAUUUUGCACCGUCCAUCCCAUGUGACGAACAAGACCAGCCAGCCACUCCAGGAAGACUGGUGGGACUGGUCUGGCUUCCAUGGCUUCUGUAGAAGCCACAAGUUGGACUUGGGGGUGGGGGGUGGGGGUCAGCACCUGCCGUUACGCCAAGUUGAAAGAGCCAACAAACUACGGCUGGCCUCCAUUUCUACUAAUGCUUUGGAGAAGUGCACAGGAAAGCCAACCUUCUGGUCACUUCGUUUUUCUUCUGGAAAGAAAGAAAACAAGCAUUGGAAGCCUCCUGAGAUGCUGCUCCAAGUACAGAAGCAGAAGGACUGGUCCCUGCGAAUGGAAACCGAAAGCUAAUUUCUAAUACGGGCAAGGAGGUGACUUAUUUGAGGAACUAAAAGGAAUAAAGACAAGUGCAGGGGGGGAAACCCUCUAAUUCAUGACAUGGAAACUAAUGAUGGCAAGUGAUUUUUAUUGAUUUAUUUUUUUUAAAAAAAACCAAAAUCCCAAUGGACUGAACAUCUGGACCGUCGGUGAACAAGGAAUGGCAACUAAGGAUGGACAGGACGAUGGUCCACGAAGAAGAAGAAGAAGAAAGGAACAGAAUGGUCAGCAAAGAGUUUUAUCAACAGGACAUUUUAAUUGCUUUUUCUCACUCACCGUCCGGUUUGAAGAGCCUGCAAUUAAAAGGAUACAUGAAACAGCCUCCAUGUUCCCCUUUGCUGACAGUAAAAGGCUAUAUUUA